Molecule: messenger RNA, 411 nt
Organism: Brassica napus (rape)
Lineage: Eukaryota; Viridiplantae; Streptophyta; Magnoliopsida; Brassicales; Brassicaceae
Exons: 1
Coding region: 1-411 (136 amino acids)
Source: RefSeq, a predicted model, not a curated record
AUGAGAGGCUGGGGCAUAGAGCAGGGUUGUGUCUUCUGUGGUGAAAGAGAUGAAAGCAGAGACCAUCUCUACUUUGCUUGCCCCUAUACCUUCACGGUUAGGAUGAGCGUUGCUGAAGGGCUACUUGGAUCAAGGAUUACACCAGAUUGGCAAGACACUGUGUCCUCUAUCCUCACCUCGGGUCGAAUUAGACUUAACACUAUCCUUCUUAAACUUGCUUUCCAGACCUCUAUCUACCAACUGUGGAAAGAGAGAAACUCAAGGAGGCAUGGAGGGCUGUGCGCACCAGUGGAGACUACGAGUAAGGCUAUUGGUAAGAUCAUCAAAAACCGUAUAUCCUCACUGAAGUAUAAGGGGAACCACAAGCUACGGGGUCUACUUAGCAGAUGGUUUGAAGUCCAUCCAAACUAG